Messenger RNA from Prorocentrum cordatum, 1293 nucleotides. The record is from the annotation of a GenBank genome assembly. NCBI's taxonomy places the organism in Eukaryota, Dinophyceae, Prorocentrales, Prorocentraceae.
AUGGCCCAUGGGUGUGCAGGGAGCCCCGCUGACGGUGCACCACCGGCCAAGCCGAGCGGCAUCGACGUAGCACGUGCUGUCCGCGAGGAGCUGCUGACGCCCGAGUUCUUCGCGAAGCACUGGGAGCGCGCGCCGCUGCACUGGAGCGCCCGAGAGCGCGGCCGGGGUGCCAACAGGCUGCCAGAGGCCAUCUCCGUCGAUGAUAUCGUCGCCCUCAUUAGGAGGUCUGGCCCGAACCUGAAGAUGUUCAGACAGGGUGACCCGUACGACUCGGACAGCUUCCCAGAGGCCUACCUCGAUGGAGCCUCCAUGAUAGUCAACCAGGCCGACCGGUUCAACACCACCCUGUACGAGAUGUCCCGCUCGCUUGCGGAGAGCCACUUCAUGCACGUGUUCAGCGUGGUCUACCUCACGCCGCCUGGGUCGCAGGCUGUGAGGCUCCACAACGACGACCAGGACGUGUUUCUGCUGCAGGUCCUCGGCAAGAAGCGCUGGACCGUCCGGGAGGCUCCCAAGAUGCUCCCCUACACGGAGGAGAUGCUCGGCAAAGACGCCCCGGUGCCCGAGGAGCUGAUCGGGCCCGCCAUCAUGGCGUUCACGAUGGAGGCCGGAGACAUCCUGUACAUACCCCGCGGGUGCCUGCACGAGGCCGCCACGGGCGAGGCUGAGCCAUCGCUGCACGUCACGGUCACGGUCCCCACCAGCGACUAUUGCUGGGGCGUGCACCUGGUGAGGCAGCUGGCGCGGCAGCUAGGCGGGGGCGAGCCAGGCGCAGGUCGCGGGGGCGGCCCAGGGCCGCGCGGCGGCGCUGCCUGGGGCAGGCUUGACGACGCUACCCUGGACGCGCACGUGCAGGGCGCGGUGAAGGGCUGGCUCUCCAACGUGGGAGUCGACUGUGUUCUCGACGAGUUCGACGAGAGGAUCGGCAGGACGAACGAGGGUCAGGCGAGGCAGCGCGGUGCGGCCGCGGAGCUGAGGCUGCGGCCGUGGGUGACGGAAGCCUCCCGGGUGAGGCUCAUGCCGGGCACGACCUGCCGGGUCGGCAGCAACGACAGUUCUGCGAUCUUCGCCAGGGUCGAGGGCGAGGAGGACCAGCGGCUGGAAGUGCCCAUCCCGCGGUCCGCGGCCGCGCUGGUGCGCAGCCUGUCUGGCAGCCUGAGGUGGGUUUCCGAAUUGCCGUGCCAGGAUCCCAUCCAGAGGAUCUUUGUGCUGCAGAUGCUGCAGCAGCAGGGCGUGCUGCAGCUCUUCCUGCGUGGCCCCGAGGAGAGGGCGUUUUCGCUCGGCGAGUCCUGA